GGGAAUCGAGAAUAACUGAACACCCCAUAAUAUCCUCCUCCUCCUCCUUCUGCUCUGUGCACCCAACCCUUAUUUCCCUUUUCCUUAAUCUCCGAGCAAGACAUACAACGAAAUCCAUAACCAAGUCAAACUAGCUCAACUCAACUCAACACUUCACUUCACUAGUCUUUGAUUAUUUUUUCUAUAGUUAUAAUGCAAAAGAGUCCUUCAGCUUCUUCCUUGGGUCCAGGUGGUCUAGACCUGGCUCAAGCCUUCUUCAAGCCCAUCCAAAACUGCGAUCCACCUUCCUCCACCAAGCGCCAUACCAAGAUCUCCGUCAUCGGAGUUGGGAACGUCGGUAUGGCUAUCGCCCAAACUAUCCUCACCCAGGACUUAGCCGAUGAACUCGCCCUCGUCGACGCCAAGUCUGACAAGCUCCGCGGCGAAAUGCUCGAUCUCCAACACGCCGCGGCGUUCCUCCCACGCACUAAAAUCAACGCGUCCGUUGAUUACUCCGUCACCGCUGGAUCUGAUCUGUGUAUUGUCACUGCUGGCGCCCGUCAAAACCCUGGCGAGUCUAGGCUGAAUCUGCUGCAGAGGAACGUUGCUCUGUUUUCGAACAUUAUUCCUCCACUGGCAAAGUACUCGCCGGAUUCGAUUCUAUUGAUUGUUUCGAAUCCGGUGGAUGUGCUAACUUACGUGUCUUGGAAACUGUCGGGAUUUCCAUCGAAUCGGGUCAUCGGUUCGGGAACAAACUUGGAUUCGUCGAGGUUUCGGUUCUUGAUCGCCGAUCAUUUGGACGUCAACGCUCAGGAUGUGCAGGCCUUCAUAGUUGGUGAGCAUGGAGACAGCUCGGUAGCACUCUGGUCUAGCAUUAGUAUUGGUGGAGUGCCGGUGUUAAGCUUCCUAAAGAACCAGCAAAUUGCCUACGAAAAGCAGACCCUUGAGAACAUUCACAAAGCUGUUGUUGAGAGUGCGUAUGAGGUGAUUAGUCUCAAAGGGUACACUUCUUGGGCAAUUGGCUACUCAGUGGCUAACUUGGCUAGAAGUCUACUUAGAGAUCAGCGGAAAAUCCACCCAGUCUCAGUCCUUGCCAAGGGGUUUUACGGUAUCGACGGUGGUGAAGUUUUCUUGAGCUUGCCAGCACAGCUCGGUAGAGGUGGAGUCUUGGGCGUCACCAAUAUCCAUUUGACUGAUGAGGAGGUGCAAAGGCUUAGGAAAUCGGCUGAGACCAUUCUUGAAGUUCAAAGUCAGUUGGGAUUGUAAGAAACUACUGUUGCCUACCAAUAUUUGAAAGGUUCUUUUUCUUUAAUGUGUAUUUUAGGUUUUGUACUUGGUAUUUAAGUUUUGUUGGAUCUACGGAUACUUGGAUUGGAAAAUCAUUCAACAAAUUGCUACCUCUUAUUAGUACUUA
Gossypium raimondii (Peruvian cotton) is the source of this 1393-nucleotide messenger RNA. RefSeq names its product L-lactate dehydrogenase B. The coding region runs from base 193 to 1245 and encodes 350 amino acids. Lineage: Eukaryota; Viridiplantae; Streptophyta; Magnoliopsida; Malvales; Malvaceae. The record is from RefSeq and is a predicted model, not a curated record. The transcript has 2 exons. Gene Ontology annotation, cellular component: cytoplasm. Gene Ontology annotation, molecular function: L-lactate dehydrogenase (NAD+) activity. Gene Ontology annotation, biological process: carboxylic acid metabolic process.